CAAUGAACUCAGAGAGCCGCGGCAAAGCGGAAACGGUCCAAACGCGACUGUGGAGAAAAUGUUGUGGUGCGAAGUUGACUUGAUGAAAUGAUCUUCAAGACGUGACUUUGGACUUCAAAUGGCCACUUUAGUGUUGGACAAUGGAGCCUACACGGCAAAAAUCGGAUAUAGUACGGAGGAAGUCAGCGUCCUUCCCAACUGUCAGUUUCGCUCCAAGACCUCCCGGAUGAAAACGUUCACCGCCAACCAGCUGGAUGAGAUCAAAGACCCCUCGGCGCUCUUCUACAUCUUGCCCUUCCAGAAGGGUUACCUGGUCAACUGGGACGUCCAGAGGAAAGUUUGGGAUCAUUUGUUUGGAAAAGAAAUGUUCAAGGUGGACUUUGGGGACACCAGCAUCAUCAUCAGCGAGCCUUACUUCAACUUCACGUCCAUCCAGGAGUCCAUGAACGAGAUCCUGUUUGAGGAGUACCGCUUCCAGUCGGCCCUCAGGAUCAACGCGGGUUCGCUGAGCGCUCGCCGAUAUUUCCGCACGGAAUCUUAUGAGCUGUGCUGCCUCCUGGUGGACAGCGGCUUCUCCUUCACGCACAUCGCCCCCUACUGCCGCGGCAGCAGAAUGAAGGACGCCGUCCGCAGGAUCAGCGUGGGAGGGAAGCUGCUGACCAACCACCUGAAAGAGAUCAUCUCCUAUCGGCAGCUGCACGUGAUGGACGAAACCCACGUGAUCAACCAGGUGAAGGAGGACGUGUGCUUCGUGUCUCAGGACUUCUACAGAGACAUGAGCGUCGCACAGCUGAAGGGUGCCGACAACACGGCGAUGAGGGACUACGUGCUUCCAGAUUUCAGCACCAUCAAAAAAGGCUUCUGCAAGCCGGCCGACCAGGUGGUGCUGAGCGGGAAGUACAAGACGGGAGAGCAGAUCCUCAGGUUGGCCAACGAGCGCUUCGCUGUUCCCGAGAUGCUCUUCCACCCUUCUGACAUCGGCAUCCGGGAGAUGGGCGUCCCCGAGGCCAUCGUGGACUCCGUUCGGUCCCUGUCGCGAGACAUGCAGCCUCACAUGUACGGCAACAUCAUCCUGACCGGAGGCAACGUUUUGUUUCCCGGCUUCCGAGAGCGACUGCAAGCUGAACUUCGCUCGCUGGUGCCCGCGCACAUUCCCGUCAAGGUCACGCUGGCCCACAAUCCCAUCACGUACGCGUGGGAAGGCGGCAAGCUGCUGGCAAACGAUCCGGACUACGAGGAGAUGGUGGUCACGCGGGACGACUACGAGGAAAACGGACAUUUUGUUUGUGAAGAAAAGUUUGAUAUUUGAGCCGCCGUUUUGUGCUUCUACCACGACACAACAAGUCAACUCGUGUGGAUUGACAGCGACUUUUAUUUUUGAUGACACCGUUGACAUGUUGCAAGGCAGCAACUUGAUGACCGUUGCCUGUCAAAGGGUCCCAGAGAAGACAUCGGUUUGCAUUGACUUAUGGAGUCGACUCAACAUGUCCACAACCUUAAAGGAAUAUUUGAAUCAUCAACUCAUGUGUCGAUUGCCUUUUAGAUGAGUCUGAUAAAAUCUUUUUUUUUUUUUUUUAAAUUGGCACCCCUUAUUGAAAAACGGGACAAUAUUUCAAAUUACACAAGCAAAUUGAUUGUGGUGCAGUUACUGGUUUGGUCUGUAACGUCAGAAAAAAAAGGGAAACGUUGACCAUUGUUUUCCAAAGUAAAAGCAGAUGUUUGCAAAGUC
Messenger RNA from Phyllopteryx taeniolatus (common seadragon), 1729 nucleotides. RefSeq names its product actin related protein 6 (gene actr6). Gene Ontology annotation, cellular component: Swr1 complex. The record is from RefSeq and is a predicted model, not a curated record. Gene Ontology annotation, molecular function: nucleosome binding. Lineage: Eukaryota; Metazoa; Chordata; Actinopteri; Syngnathiformes; Syngnathidae.